Messenger RNA from Labrus mixtus (cuckoo wrasse), 1134 nucleotides. RefSeq names its product testis-expressed protein 26-like. Gene Ontology annotation, cellular component: cytoplasm. The transcript is spliced from 7 exons. The record is from RefSeq and is a predicted model, not a curated record. The coding region runs from base 1 to 897 and encodes 298 amino acids. NCBI's taxonomy places the organism in Eukaryota, Metazoa, Chordata, Actinopteri, Labriformes, Labridae.
AUGGCAACACAAGUUUCUUUAGAGAGCAAACAGUGGUGGGAUCCAUAUGAAACAUCCAAUAAAAGACAAUUUGUCUACCGGCCGAACUCAGCUGCAGAGAUGCUGCUCCCAACGUCCACUUCAUUUAUAGACUCCUUUUCCCGGUCUGGACCCCUUGGUUCAACUGUUUAUAAAAAUGAUUUUUGCUGGAGGCCAGUCCGCAAACCUGAAAGUAUUCGCACAGGAACAGCCUCUGGGCAGAGGAGAAACAACCCACAUCCCAGUCAGUCUUUUAUGAUUUGGAGGCUUCCCAGGGAGGCUGCACGGAGCAGAGACUAUGUCAGCUUCCUUUGGAAAUGUCCCCCGUCUGAAGGUGUGAUCCGUAAGGCCUUGACAGCCCAGUACUGCUCUACUUACAGAUGUGACUUCAUGGGAAUGCCCCAAGGUUAUGAUCAUGCUUAUAAUGAAGGAGGAAGACUUGCACCUCUGUACAGCAGGCGUGAAGUGCUGCUCUCUGCUGACACGGAGAUGAGGGACAGUCACUGCAAGCCAAAACAAAAAACAGGACUGCUUUGCAAUCACAGCUUCAACGCAGAUCUUAAACGGCCCUGUCAUGGUAUCGUUCCAACGGUUGUGAAGAGGCACGUCGAUACUCAACAAAAAAGAUAUGAUUUGACAAACUAUGACACGUUCUAUGGAAAGAGAGUGGCUGAUGUCUCCGGUGUGCUAAAGGCUCUGCUGCCACAGGAGCUGCAGCAGUUACAAAAUGUUUUACCUGAGGAGGAAAAGAAAACUGUGAAAACAGUUGUGAGUAAAGGUGCUCAACCAAACAACAAGGAAGGAGUGAAUAAACUUCCUGCAGUUGUGCCUGAUUCCUGCACACCAGAGCGGAUAUCAAGCUGGCCAGGACCACAUUGAACCUCAAUGCCCAUGUUAGUAUCUUUGGUGUGUGUGUGUGUGUGUGUGUGUGUGUGUGUGUGUGUGUGUGUGUGUGUGUGUGUGUGUGUGUGUGUGUGUGUGUGUGUGUGCGUGUGUGUGUUUCAUGGAAGGAGGGAAAUUGCAUUAAUAACAUGAUACAAUGUAUUGUGAGUGGCUUGAAUGCAUUUGUUGUGUCAUUUUUUUUAACUGUGUGUUAUCAAAAUUAAACAUUUCUGC